CGUUGUGCUAUGAAGUCGGAUAAAACAUGGAGUUUUGCGGAGUUAUUGAGCCUGAUCCUAAUGAAAGCGACUGUGGGGUCUGUCCAUAUAAAUGUGGAUCUCUCUCGCCCUACAGGCGAGUUGAAGCAUUUUUGGAAGAGCGCGGGAUAUUGUCCUCCUCUACCACACAGGCAAGCAGAUUUGUUUAAUCUCAGUAAAGACCAAAUAAUUAAUUUGGCUUAUAUUUCAUCUGUGCCACAAAAUGGCAUUGAACAAAUUCGAAUCCAUUGGCUGCUGGAACUUAUUCAAGCUGAGGUGAUAAAUGGGACAAUUCAUUACAAUUUCACAAGCCUGGAUAACUUUAUGCAUCUUCUUUGGGAAAACAAGCUACAUCCUGGUUUUGAAUUGAUGGGAAGUCCUUCAGGAUACUUCACUGACUUUGAUGAUAAAAAGCAAGUGAUAGAGUGGAAGAACCUGAUUGUACAAUUGGCCAAAAGAUAUAUAGGAUUUCUCAACUACUAUGAUGCUUGUUCGGAAGGAUUAAGGGAAGCUAGUGGUCAGCUAAAAUUGGGAGGCCCCGGAGAUUCCUUUCAUCCAUUUCCAAAGUCUCCCAUUUGCUGGAACCUCCUCCGUCAUUGCUACAACGGCACAAAUUUUUUCACCGGAGAGACAGGAGUCCGGCUAGACUACAUCGCCAUGCAUAAAAAGGGAGCUGGGAGGUCUCUUCAUAUCUUGGAACAGGAAACUGAGGCCAUGGGACAGAUCCAGAAGAUGUUUCCCAAUUUUGCCUCGGUCCCCAUAUACAACGAUGAGGCUGAUCCUCUAGUAGGAUGGUCAAUCCCACAGCAGUGGAGAGCGGAUGUGACCUAUGCCGCUAUGGUGGUAAAGGUAAGGUUGAUGCAGGUAAAAGUAGAAGUUUUUGUUUUGAGAUUUUUAUUGGAUCAUUGGAAUAUCAGAGUAAACAGAAGCAUGUCUAGAUUCUCCUGCUCAAUUUGCUCUGUGUCAGGGUUCCAAAAAGCAUCCAAAAUUAAAUCAGAAUCAGAGGCAAAGCAUUCCUCAAAGUUCCAAUUUAUUAAGAGAGCCAUGUUGGCACACCUGGGGAAAUAUUCCAGGGUUACAAAGGUCACAAUGAGCAAAAAAUGGGUGAAAUCUUCUUACCGUCGCUACUGGUUCGCAAAUGUAAGCGCACGUGCCACCUCCGCACAUUCGUAGGACCUUCUGCUCAUGCGCAGAGUGUCAAAAACGGACAUGAUGACAUCCAGGCGGGUUGGCGGAGCCUGCUACAAAGUGCGCCUGCAAAGGUUAGUAGAACAGCGAGGGAGGGGAAUCCACUGUGCCAUGCUUUCUAGUUAAUAUAAAUCACAUUUCACAGCUGAUGGUUGGAAAUACCGAUUUGGUAUUUUUUACUACCGGCUCAGGCGAACCGGUCUGAACUGGUAGCAUUUCACUCCUGGCAAAAAGCAAUGUUCAUUACAAUAAUUUUCCAUAUUAUAUUGGGACAACAGGAAGCAGGAAGCUUGUAGAAAAUGUCCCUUUGCUCUGUUUCUACCAGCUUAAUGCAAUAACAUAGAUAAUGAACCAGGUCAGGUACAGAAGAGUUCAGAAGAAGAUAAAGUAGAUUGCACAUAGUUGCUCCAUCCAACUUACCUAUUUGCAACAUCCCUCUGGCCUGGGGGAAUACAGCAGGCAACUAGAGAUAGUUUUCAGAAUCCCUGUACACACAGCUGCCUUCCCCACUAAUUGAUACAGAUAGUCCUCGUCUUAUGACCACAUAAGAGCUGCUGAAAUGGAACUAGCCUGAUGAGUGCUUUAGCUUAGUUUUGAAGGCUUCCAAAUGUUGCAAAAUCAAGCCUUGUGCACCACCUAAUGGAGAAAACUGUAUCUGCACCUUGCAAUUUUGGUAAUCCAUAAACAUGCCCAAAAGGCUGGGAACCUCACCAAUGAUGAUGAUGAUGAUGGUAAUAAUAA
Molecule: messenger RNA, 1947 nt
Organism: Thamnophis sirtalis
Lineage: Eukaryota; Metazoa; Chordata; Lepidosauria; Squamata; Natricidae
Source: RefSeq, a predicted model, not a curated record